This is a messenger RNA of Cavia porcellus (domestic guinea pig), 2513 nucleotides long. RefSeq lists its product as uncharacterized. The transcript has 2 exons. Gene Ontology annotation, molecular function: RNA-DNA hybrid ribonuclease activity; nucleic acid binding. The coding region runs from base 264 to 1268 and encodes 334 amino acids. The record is from RefSeq and is a predicted model, not a curated record. NCBI's taxonomy places the organism in Eukaryota, Metazoa, Chordata, Mammalia, Rodentia, Caviidae.
CUUUCAUCCUAUACACUACUUGUCAGGGCCACAAUGCUAUAGGUGUACUAGGACACAAAAAGGGACCUUCUUUUCAAGCAGUAGCUUACUUAUCAAAACAGUUAGAUCACACAGUAAAAGGGUGGGCUCCUUGUCACCGAGCUCUUGCAGCUGCAGCCCUCCUGACACAGGAAGCUAAAAAGUUUACAUUAGGACAAUCUAUUACAGUACACUUACCUCAUCACCUACGUGACCUUAUCUCACAUAAGGUGCUCCCCACCCUAAUGACCCCUUCUGGCCUUCAACAGGUACACUUAGCUCUCUCUCAAGACCCUUGCAUCUCCAUUGCAACUAGUGGUCCUCUUAAUAUAGCCACCUUACUUUCCACCUCAGAGGGCCAUCCUCACUAUGACUCUAUAGAGUUUUUACAGAUGACUCCCACUUCUUUCCCUCACAUCAGUAGCACACCUCUCUCUUUGGCCUUUGACACAUGGUUCAUAGAUGGCAGUUCAACAAACACAGACAACCAAAAGAAGGCAGGAUAUGCAAUAGUUAACCAGUCAAAAGUUAUAGAGGCAAAUCCACUGCCACCUGGGACCUCUUCCCAGAGGGCAGAACUUAUUGCCCUUACAAGGGCCCUUACACUAGCAAAAGACAAGAUUACAAAUAUAUACACUGACUCAAAGUAUACAUUUAGCAUCUUACACUCUCAUGCCUCUAUUUGGCAAGAAUGGUGUUUUAUUCCCACUCAAGGAACCCCCAUUAUUAAUGCCCCCCUUAUCCUUAAGCUUCUAGAGGCAGCCCAGCUUCCAAAGCAGGCAGCAGUCAUCCAUUGCAGAGGACACCAAAGCUCUACAGAUCCUAUUGCUCAAGGCAAUGCCUUUGCAGAUUCACAAGCCAAGUUAGCUGCACAAGGGCCCUGCCCUUCUCAUCUUCUCCCAUUAGUCCCAAACAGUCUACCUCAGCCCAAUUAUACACCAGAGCAGUUACAGUUACUUCAUAAACCAGGUUACACACAAAACACUCAGGGAUGGAUUUUUCAGGGAUCUAAACUUGUUCUCCCACAUCAACAAGCCUCAGACAUCAUCACCAACUUACAUAACUGUUUUUAUAUAGGAUCUCAGGCCCUACACAAACUCUUGGCCCCAAUAGUCACACACCCUUCUCUAAAAGCCAUCAUUCUUAAAACUACUCAAACCUGUGAUCUCUGUGCCAGGACCUCUCCGCAGGGAUGCAUGGCACCCCCUUCCUUUCCUACCCAUCAAUUUCUGGGACACACCCCUGGUUAGGACUGGCAGAUAGAUUUUACACACAUGCCCCACCACAAGACUCUCAAAUAUCUUCUCACUUUUGUUUGCACCUUUUCAGGGUGGAUAGAAGCCUUUCCCACAACCAGGGAAAGUGCUGAUAUAGUUACCAAAAUCAUAUUAUAAGAAAUCAUUCCGAGGUUUGGUCUACCUCAGAGUAUUCAGUCAGAUAAUGGUCCCGCCUUUAUUUCUUGGAUCACUCAACAGGUAUCCUCGAGCUUACACAUCACCUGGCACCUACACAUCCCAUACCAUUCGCAAUCCUCAGGAAAAGUAGAAAAGGCAAAUGGCCUUAUAAAGACACACCUUACAAAACUCACUUUAGAACUACACCAACCUUGGUCUCAACUUUUGCCCUUAGCCUUAGCCAAGCUCAGGGCACUUCCCCGGGCUCCUACUUUCUUAAGUCCUUUUGAACUUAUGUAUGGUGGGCCAUUCUUAAUCCACAAUCUUCCUGCUCCCCAAAAUCUCCCUCCCCUGGCUGACUAUGUCCCAGUCCUCUCCUUCCUCUGACACCUGUUGCGACAACAUGCUGAUCUCUGCCUUCCACAACCAUCUGGAAAGGCCAAACCAGAUCCUCCCAUAUCCCCAGGAGAUCUAAUUUAUCUCAAAUGUUCUAAAUCCACAGGACUACAACCAAGGUGGAGUGGCCCUUGCCUGGUCUACUUGGCUACCCCUACAGCGGUCAGAGUUGCUGGACUCCCAUCCUGGUUUCACAUCACUCAGGCUAAAAGUCUGACAUAGGUACAUUCACCAGUGAAGUUGUCCUGGCUAAAACACUUGGCAUCAGCAUCUACCUGGGCAUCAACCUUCAUCCCGUUGACUCCCCUAGGCUCCAAUACAGUGCCCCCUGCCAGCAGGAAGUAGUUAAAGAGAGAAAUCUUUGCCCUUUUCCUAAUAAUCAUAAGAUGGGAUAUGAAAGGGUUGCUGGCCCAGACACUGUAGCCAGAAAAGCCUCAGCCGGAAUUAGGGAGCUCCUGCCUCCCCCGCCCCUAGAGAUUUACCCGUAACCUUAUACCCCCCACCCUUCAAAACCUGCCCCUGGCGCCAAACGUGUGCCAAUGAAAUACCUGUGCAUCUCUAAUGGCCUUAGGGCACUGCCCUAAGCUUAGGCUACUUAUAUUCCCCCACGCCACGUGUCCGCGAGAGAGAUUGCCAGAUUCCAGCGGCCAGUGUGCCAGUCCUCUCUCCCCAUGUUCCCGGAAUAAAGGCCUCUUUUGUCUUAUA